Messenger RNA from Fundulus heteroclitus (mummichog), 3772 nucleotides. It is a transcript of the gene mmp17a, whose product is annotated as matrix metallopeptidase 17a. The transcript is spliced from 10 exons. NCBI's taxonomy places the organism in Eukaryota, Metazoa, Chordata, Actinopteri, Cyprinodontiformes, Fundulidae. The record is from RefSeq and is a predicted model, not a curated record. Gene Ontology annotation, molecular function: metalloendopeptidase activity; zinc ion binding. The coding region runs from base 476 to 2266 and encodes 596 amino acids. Gene Ontology annotation, cellular component: extracellular matrix. Gene Ontology annotation, biological process: collagen catabolic process; extracellular matrix organization; proteolysis.
GGACCGUGGCUACGCUCCUCGCUGUGCGCGUCAACAAGCGGUCUCCUUCAGCACGGGACGAAGCCCCACGCAGCUGCUGUGGUUCCUCAGUGCUGGAGACUGCACAGACAGGAGUGGAGCGCCUCUCUCUCCUUAUCUCUCUCUCUCUCUCUCUCUCUCUCUCUCUCUCUCUCUUCCUGCUGGGAUAUUCGCCUCCAAUGGACUAAUCUAAGGAAAAUCGACCGCUUUCCCCUGCGAUCAUGAAACAUUAGUUUUAUAACUACAAGUGUCGUUUUGAGGGAGGGGAAAACCCCAAACUUGUGCAAAUCCAGAAGGCACCCACCGCCGCCGGUUUUAAUGUGUUUUAUGUGUUUGCGCUCCACAGUAAGGUAAAACUGGCCCGUUUUAGAGCGUCUCGGCGUGUGGUUUCAUCCCGUGGAUGCGGCCGUCGGGGUCGUUGUGUGAGCCCAGCAGGACCAACCUGUCAUAGGGCAUCAUGAUUGCUCUGCUUCUUCGCAUGCAGACGAGGAACAUCUCGCCGGAGAUGCUGAUUUUUCUGCCAAUUUUGUGCGCGCUGCCUCUGACCGGAGCGGCUCCUUCCCUGACCACCGAGCAGCUGGACACGGGGGUGGGCUGGCUGAGUAAGUUUGGCUACCUCCCGCCCCCUGACCCAGUGACAGGACAGCUUCAGACAAAGGAGGCCUUGACCAAGGCCAUAAAAGCCAUGCAGAAGUUUGGAGGGCUGAAAGAGACCGGGGUUUUAGACCAAGCCACAUUAGGGUUGAUGAAAACACCGAGAUGCUCACUGCCAGAUGUGUCUCAGGCCGAGGUGUCGACAAUGCGCCGGAAACGUAGUCUUACGCCUCAGAACAAAUGGAAUAAGCGGCAUCUCUCCUGGAGAGUGAGAACCUACCCGAAGGAUUCAGCCCUACUUGGCAGGGACACUGUUCGGGCCCUUAUGUACUACGCUUUGAAGGUCUGGAGCGAUAUUGCGCCUCUCAAUUUCCACGAGGUGGCCGGCAGCAACGCAGACAUUCAGAUCGACUUCACCAAAGCCGACCACAAUGACGGAUACCCCUUCGACGGGCCCGGCGGAACGGUGGCACAUGCCUUUUUCCCUGGAGAGAGGUUCACCGCCGGGGAUACGCACUUUGAUGACGACGAGCCGUGGACCUUCAGAUCGCCAGACUCUCACGGGAUGGACCUGUUUGCUGUUGCCGUCCACGAAUUUGGUCACGCCAUCGGCCUCGUCCACACCUCGGCCAUGGAGUCCAUCAUGAGGCCGUACUACCAGGGUCCUGUAGGGGACCCCCUGAAGUACGAUCUACCCUACGAAGACAAAGUCCGCGUCUGGCAGCUCUACGGUGUCAGAGACUCCGUUUCCCACACAAAUCAGCCAGGCAACCCGUCUCUCACACCCGAGCCUCCUGUCCUGCUUGAUCUUCCUGAAAACAGAUCCACUGUCCUGCUUGCACGAGACACCCCCGACAGAUGCACCACUCACUUUGAUGCGGUGGCCCAGAUACGGGGGGAGGCCUUCUUUUUCAAAGGGAAGUACUUCUGGCGACUUACUAGGGAAAAGCACCUGGUGUCUCUGCGUCCUGCACAGAUCCAUCGCUUCUGGAGGGGCCUCCCGACCAACCUGGACAGCGUGGAUGCUGUGUAUGAGAGGCCUGGGGACCACAAAAUAGUCUUCUUUAAAGGGCUGAAAUACUGGGUGUUUAAAGACAAUAUCGUAGAGGAGGGUUACCCACGUCCGAUCAGUGACUUUGGCCUGCCUAUGGAGGGCGUGGACGCAGCUUUUGUUUGGCUUCACAAUGACAAAACCUACUUCUUUAAGGACAAACAGUAUUGGCGCUAUGAUGACCACCUAAGACGCAUGGACCUGGGCUACCCCAAAGAGAGCACCCUCUGGAAAGGGUUACCAUCACAACUCGAUGAUGUCAUGAGGUGGUCUGAUGGCUCAACAUACUUCUUCAAGGGAAAGGAGUACUGGCGGGUCCCGGACAGCGACAUGGAGGCGGAGACAGGAUACCCCCGCCUCAUUGCGAAGGACUGGCUGGUCUGCACUGAGAUGCAGUCGGACUCUCCGGAUACAGACGGCAAAAGCACAGAGACGAGAGUCAACGUGCACCGGCACCCGGACCAUGCAGAGAACGGAUACGAAGUGUGCUCCUGCACCUCAGACUCGGCUUCGCCUUUGGGCGUGCAGCCAAACCCGUCAUCGCUCUGGCUGCUGCCGCCUCUGUGGACGGUUUUACUGAGCUUCUGCUCUGAGAUGCUAUGAUGCUGAAGCACGGGACAAAGUUCUUUCAAGCAGACUGACCAAUAACGUUGGUAUGACAUUCUUUUGUAUCUUUUUGUUCGAUUUCGCGGUUAUUUAUUCUAUGGACCUUUUUUGUGGUAGUAGUGUGGGGGUGUGCGGGGGGGGGGCGGUGUUGUUGCUGUCAACACAGGCAUCAUCUGACUUUUAAUGGUUUUUAUUAUUUUUUUUAUAGAAUUAUGAAACCACAGCAUCCAAGCAAGAAAAGUUUUACGCAACAGAAGCAUUUUCUAAAAGCAGGAUGUUUUUGUGUCUCCAUGUGCAGCAGGUAUACCGCAGUGGACCCGCUACAUAAUCAAAGUUUUUUUUAAAUCUAAGCAUCAUACAGUGCCGUGAAAAAGUUCCUUACAGAAUUUUUUCACAUAAAUGUUUCAGGUUAUUAAACAAAUGUUAAUUUUAGACAUGGAUGGCCAAAAUGCAGAUUUUAAAUGAUCAAAUUCAUGGAGUAAUUCUGCUUGACCCACCACUCCAUGGGAAGGUUCACCAAUGCAUGUUGUCUUAGUUGGAUAAUAAUGGCUUGCACUGUGGUGUGCUUAAGUCCCAAAGCUUCAUAAAUUGAUUUGUAACUCGUUCCACACUAAUAGAUUUCAUUGAGUUAAUCAUCUGUCCUUGUUUUUCUUUAGAUAAGAGCUUAUUGUGUUUCUUUAUGAUAUCUUUCAGCCUACUUCAUGUUGUCAGACAGGGCCUUAUCAAACUUAAACUGACUAAUUACAGUAAAUCCAUAAUUAAAAAUCUGGCUAAUUAUAUUUCCACAUCAGGCCAGGUAUGUUUGCAUAGCUUUUUUCCUUUAAUAUAUAAAAUCAUAUUUUUCUUUCUCUAAUAUUAACAUUUGUUUUACCUGAAACUUUUAAGCGGGACAAAAAGGCAAGCAAAGAAGAAAUCUGUAAACGGGCCAAUACAUUUUUCCUACUCUGUGAAAUCAGACUCUUGCUAUGCAAAUAGUUUGAAAUGUCCAGUCCUAACACAAAAAAAUGUCAAAGUAGGCAUUCAUUUUAGAAGAAAGGGCACCACAUGUGAAAUUUUAAAGGAAAUUAAAAUCCUUAAUUCUAAAACACUUAACAAAACACAAAAACAAUGCCCAUCGCUGAGGUUCUAACCGCUUAUAAUGAGUGUGAAUGCUGAAACGCUCCUCGUCCUGAGUAGGUGGAUGGACCAGUUUCCUCACCAUAAUCUGUUGACUCCACUCCAAAAUGAGGACCUCCUGUUCAUCUGUGGGCUGUGAGCAUUUCUCACAACUUCCCUGCUGUCAACUGAAGGCUCCAUAUCCCUCUUUAUUUUAUUGCCUGCAGCUGCAUCAUUGUGGGCGCUGGAUUUAUCCUUGCUGUAAAGAUAUAUUUACCUAUAAACUGAUAUAUUUGACUGGAGAUGUUUUUUGCAGCUAUUGCAUCACCAAGUGGACUGUGUAUAUUUUAAGCUGUGUUUUUAAUGUAUAAUAUUUUUGUAGAAAAAUAAUAAAAUAAUAUAAAUGAC